This is a messenger RNA of Pogona vitticeps (central bearded dragon), 2545 nucleotides long. It is a transcript of the gene FAM43B, whose product is annotated as family with sequence similarity 43 member B. The record is from RefSeq and is a predicted model, not a curated record. NCBI's taxonomy places the organism in Eukaryota, Metazoa, Chordata, Lepidosauria, Squamata, Agamidae.
GCCCCCCCCCCACUAUCCACGCGAGCCUGCCCACCCCUGCGUGGGAAUCGCAGGGAGGCGCGGAGGAGGCUUGGCAGGAAGGACCCGAGGGAGGAAGAGAGCGGCUGGCCACCCACCCACCCAGAGGGUCUGCCUGGGGCUGGCAGCCUCCCCCCGUGAGAGGAGCCCCCGCCCCAUAGGUUGCUUGGCGACAACUGCCCACGCCUGGCACCAUGGCGGCCAUGCUCCCCUGGCGCCGGAGCAAGUUCGUCCUGGUGGCCGAAGGCGAGGGGGCACCGGCUAAGGGCAAGAGCCUGGGGCCCGGCCUGAGCUACUGCGCCCUGCUGGCCAACCUGCUCCGGGCCUGCCCGGACCUGUGGCCCGAGUGCCCGCUGGAGCGCCUGGCCGGCCUCUUCCGCAGCAAGCGCCAGACGGUGGAGCUGAACAAGGAGGACCCCGUCUACACCGCCUGGUACCUGGGCAACGCCGUCACCCUGCAGGCGAGGGGCGAGGGUUGCACCGACGAGGCCGUGGAGAAGAUCUGGGCCAAGAGCGGCUUUGGGGGCCGCGGCACCAAGAUGAAGCUGGCCCUGGGGCCCCACGGCCUCCGGAUGAGCCCGGCGGAGAAAGGCAGCCGCCGGCCCGCCCACGCCUACCUGCUGCACCGCAUCACUGCCUGCGGGGCCGACCCGCGCCGGCCCAAGGUCUUCGCCUGGGUCUACCGCCACCAGGUCAAGAACAAGGCGGUGGUUCUCCGCUGCCACGCCGUCUUGCUCUCCAGGGCCGAGAAGGCCCACGCCGUGGCCUGCCUUCUCCGCCAGACCUCCCGCUCGGCCUUCGACGAGUUCAAGCGCCUCAAGAAGCAGGACGAUGCCCGGCACCUCCAGCGCCAGCUCUUGGGGGAGGCCAUCAUCCCUCUGGUGCCCCUCCGGAGGCUGCUGAACUGCAAGUGCCCCUACCGGCCCCCGCCGGACAGAAACCGCAGCGCCCCCCGGCUGAGCGCCAUCCAGGAGGAGGAGGAAGAAGAGGAGGAAGAGGAGGAGGAAGAGAAAACCAAGAGGGAGGGAGCCAGCCACCCUGCCACUGCCACGGCUACUCGCUCCGCGCCCAAAGCCGACUGCACCCGGGCCACGGGGGUCUUCUGUUCCCACAGCAGCCUUAGCACAGUGGCCGGCACUAUGCCCACUCGCUUCUCCCUUGGUGGCCUGGAGAGUGCCACGGUGGUGGUCUGUGCCCCCGGCCCCUUGAGCACCACCUCCCCGGUGGGUGGCGCUGUGGCCGCCUGCCUCUCCUUCAGGGCCCCCGAGGCCCCCCUGGUUGGUCGGGCCACCCUGGGCUGCCACGAGGCCACCGCCUGUCCGGUUUGCAAACCGGGCCAAAGCCGGGAGAGGCCAGAGGUGCUGAGCUUGGUUCGGGAGCUCCGCUUCUGCACGUUGAGGGGGCCUCUGCCCCAGGCGGACACGCUUUCCCGCUGGCAGGCGGAUCACAAGGAGCCAUCCUGUUUGCCUUGCUAGAGGACCGCCGGGUGGUUUUUCAGGCUGCCUGGUGAGAGAUUCGCGGAAAGGUGUGGGCGUUGAGAACAUUCCGUUUUCUCCCUGCUUCGGUCGCCUGCGCCACCCAGCCCCCGACCGAUUGCGCGCACACAGAGAGCAAAACGGAGAUGCCUUAGCGAUGGAUUGAUAUGACUUUCCCUGCUCCCUCCAGCCUGGCCCAUGUCUUAUGGACCGGACCGGGCUUUCUCUUUGGCCAAAAUAACGGGCUGGCUCUGGCAUUUUCCCUCCUGUCGACUCUGGAGGCUUCCUGAUCAGAUCCAGCAUCAGCCAUGUGCCAGAGACCCUAAGUCUCUUGAGUGGCACCUCCCUCCGGAGCCCCCCUCCUGGGACAGAUUUUACCACCUCCGCAGGGAGAGAAAAAAGCCAGCCUGCUUUAUGCUUUGCAGCAGGCCCGGGAGAGGGAUCCCAGUGUCCUUCGAACUGCUUUGAAAGAGGGAGCGAAGAGUCAUCAUGAACUGUGUUUUUUAAGAAUUUUACUGUUGUGUACAAAUGGAGAUGUUUAUUUAUACAUAAAGUGUGGUCCAGCCUUCCAGUCUGUUAACCGCGUUGGCAUGCUUUGUAGUGGGGUCGCCAGGGAGAGGUGGGCUGGCGCCUGGUCUUCGGGGCUCCCCCAUCAGAAUCUCGGGCUGCCCAGGCCGGAGGGGGGGAGCGUAAUGGAGGUGGGGAUGAACAAAGAGACAGACAGACAGAGUGGUAUUUGGAACGGACAGACCCCCCCACCCACAACUCAUUGUGGCUCGAGCCGACCCACUGAAAUCAGGGGGACUUGGCAUAGGAAGGACCGCUCAGCCCGUCUCUUGAGGCACUGCUCUCAGUGAUGUGGUGGACUCCGGCACCCAUCAUCCACACCAGCAUGCUGACCAAAGGUGGGGGAGGAGUAGCCCACCUCAUCGGGAGCCUUGCCAAGCUAAAGAGGGAUGCUUCGACUCUGAGAAUGAUGCUCACAUGGGAAAGUGAUGUUGGGGGCAUCAUUUUUUUAAAGAGCCCGCUCUUUAUGCUGUUUUCCUGAUCCA